Messenger RNA from Penicilliopsis zonata CBS 506.65, 1068 nucleotides. RefSeq lists its product as hypothetical. The record is from RefSeq and is a predicted model, not a curated record. Gene Ontology annotation, biological process: D-sorbitol catabolic process. Bases 1 to 1068 code for a protein of 355 amino acids. Lineage: Eukaryota; Fungi; Ascomycota; Eurotiomycetes; Eurotiales; Aspergillaceae. Gene Ontology annotation, molecular function: L-iditol 2-dehydrogenase (NAD+) activity; zinc ion binding. The transcript is spliced from 3 exons.
AUGAGCGGCACAGAACAGAACCUCUCCUUUGUUCUCGAGGGAAUUCACAAAGUGAAGUUUGAGGACCGACCGAUCCCUGAAUUGAAAACACCUCACGAUGUUCUUGUUACCGUCAAGUACACCGGUAUAUGUGGUAGUGACGUCCACUACUGGGAACAUGGUGCAAUCGGUCAAUUCGUCGUUAAGGAUCCCAUGGUCUUGGGUCACGAGUCUUCCGGUAUCGUUUCUAAGGUCGGAUCUGAAGUCACGUCUUUGAAAGUUGGAGACCGCGUCGCCAUGGAGCCGGGAGUUCCAUGCCGUCGAUGUGAGCCCUGCAAGGCCGGGAAAUAUAACCUUUGCAUCAACAUGGUAUUUGCAGCUACCCCUCCGAUUGAUGGCACUCUGGCCAAGUACUAUGUACUUCCUGAGGAUUUCUGCUACAAACUUCCCGAAACCAUCUCCCUACAAGAAGGUGCUUUGAUGGAACCUCUUGGCGUCGCAGUGCAUAUAGUGAGACAGGCAGAUGUUCGUCCAGGUCAAUCAGUUGUGGUUUUCGGGGCUGGACCUGUUGGAUUAUUGUGCUGCGCCGUGGCCAGGGCUUUCGGUGCCUCCAAGGUCAUUGCCGUAGACAUCCAACCGCUUAGAUUGGAAUUCGCCAAGAACUACGCCGCCACUUCUAUUUUCGCGCCCUCAGCUGUGCCUGCAACAGAAAACGCAGCUCGCCUAAUCAAGGAGAAUGGCCUGGGCCCAGGUGCCGAUGUAGCUAUCGAUGCCUCAGGCGCUGAGCCCUCGGUGCACACAGGUAUUCACGUCCUCAGAACCGGUGGUACCUACGUGCAAGGUGGUAUGGGAAAGAACGAGAUCCAAUUUCCUAUCAUGGCGGCUUGCACCAAAGAGCUGAAUGUUAAGGGUAGCUUUCGAUAUGGCAGUGGAGACUACAAGCUCGCCGUGAGCCUGGUGGCAUCGGGACAGGUGAAUGUCAAGGAUUUGAUUACGGGCACCGUGAAGUUUCAGGAAGCAGAGCAAGCCUUUAUGGCCGUCAAAUCUGGAAAAGGUAUCAAGACCCUUAUUGCUGGGGUGGAGGAGUAA